CACCGGUCCGCUCUGGUCCACCCCGUCCCCAACUCGCCUCCCAUUCCCCGCACGGCACCCGGCCCUCAUCGAGCAGCGAGAUGGCUCCGCCGCCGCCGCCGCUGAUGGACGACCUCGUCGGCGAGAUCCUCCUCCGCCUCCCGCCGGAAGAGCCCGCGAACCUCUUCCGCGCUACCCUCGUGUGCAAGCCCUGGUUCCGGAUCCUGUCCGACCCCGCCUUCCGUCGCCGGUACCGCUUGUUCCACCGGACGCCGCCCAUGCUCGGCAUCUUCCAGAACCUGCGCCACGACAACACCAUCCCCCGCUUCGUCCCCACCGCCGCCACCGUUUCCCCCUGCUCCCCGCCGUCGCUCGACUGCUGGUUCUGGUGGGCGCUCGACUGCCGCCACGGCCGCGUGCUGAUCUACUCCAUCGGGCCCACAAACCUCUUCGUCUGGGACCCCAUCACCGGCGACCAGCAGCACCUGCCCGUGCCCGCGUACGCGUACGCGUAUUGCACUGCGGCGGUGCUCUGCACCGCGGCCCGCUGCGAUCACCUCGACUGCCGCGGCAACCCCUUCCUCGUGGUCUUCGUGGGCACCGGCGACAGGGACGGCGUCACGUGGGCGAGCUCGUUCUUGUCGGAGACUGGUGCAUGGAGCACCCCGACUACCGUUGAUCUCAGCGCCUCCACCACCGUUGAUGUCGAUUCCUUCAUCGAUACGAGGCCCAGUAUCCUUAACGGAGACGCACUCUACUUCACCCUUGAGCGAGGCAAGAGCAUCCUCAAGUACGACUUGGGCGAGCGGGACCUCUCGGUGAUCGACGCGCCGGUGUGCGAGCAGACUGGUAUCAUCAUGACUGCCGAGGACGGUGGGUUGGGAUUCGCCGGCACUGAGGGCAACAGCCUCCACCUGUGGUCGUGGCUGGCCGGUGAUGACAGUGUUGUGGGAUGGGUGUUGUGCAGGGUCAUCAAGCUUGAGACACUACUCCCAAUUCACAACCCAUAUGUUCCGCCUCAAGCGAUUGGCUUCGCCGAGGGCACAGAUACCAUUUUCUUGGACACAGAUGUUGCAGUCUUCACACUCGAGCUCAAGUCAGGGAAGACGAGGGUAUGGGAAACUGGUGGCUACUACUCCUUCGACUUCGUCGUCAUACCCUUCAUGAGCUUUUGUACUCCAGAUCUUGCUAUGGGCAGAUUGCUGCUGCCAUGAAGAUGCAGUGAUCCAUCCAUCAACAUGAUCCUGAUAUUGAGUACACAAGGAUGCUCAUAUGGCGAAUACACGGAAGAACUUGAAACAAAUCUGGGAGUCAAAUCUGGAACCGAACACUGAUAAGCUGUCGUCAUAGUUACCAGGGUGUAGCAGUCGUCGUUUCGGUGGACCAUGACGAGACGGCCGUUGAGCGCGGCCACGUGGAGCUGGUGGUCCGACGCAUGGGCGGCGAUGAAGGCUACGGCGGAGAGGAGGGAACGCCACGUCCGGCAGACGGCAGAGCGGCUUGACAGGGAGGCGCAGCGCAGCAGGAUUUCACGCAUCACGUCGGAGGGGAGGUCGCGGCGGCUGGCCUGUGAUCCGGCGCCACGGAGAUCGGCGUUAGCGACGCCAUUGUCGAGGGCAAGUCUUGGAGCGCCGUCUUUGGGCCAGAGAUGCCGACACCCGAUUGGUCCGGCGUGGUCAUUGUUUGUGAUGUUAUUCUUGCCGAAAAAUCCGCGUGAGGUGGAAUGAGAGAACAAUUUAUAUAUAUGUACACGUGUCAACAUAAUUGUAUA
This is a messenger RNA of Phragmites australis (common reed), 1750 nucleotides long. RefSeq lists its product as uncharacterized. Gene Ontology annotation, molecular function: protein binding. The record is from RefSeq and is a predicted model, not a curated record. Lineage: Eukaryota; Viridiplantae; Streptophyta; Magnoliopsida; Poales; Poaceae. The coding region runs from base 81 to 1193 and encodes 370 amino acids. The transcript has 3 exons.